Messenger RNA from Suillus paluster, 1239 nucleotides. RefSeq lists its product as uncharacterized. Bases 1 to 1239 code for a protein of 412 amino acids. NCBI's taxonomy places the organism in Eukaryota, Fungi, Basidiomycota, Agaricomycetes, Boletales, Suillaceae. The transcript has 8 exons. The record is from RefSeq and is a predicted model, not a curated record.
AUGACCGCUGAUGCGUGUUUUUUUGAUCCUAUGCUCCCUGGGUUCUUCUCAUUCUCUGGUACUCAGCGCUGUGCCCUCAGCCAAUUGUUUUACCUCUCUACGUACAUAUUCAAAUUGUUUUACACCGCGUAUCUCAUCUAUGUUAUGGUGCAGUGUCCCCCUGCCGGUAUUGAUGCUCUGAAGCAACAAUUAUCUCUGUUCACAUAUCUGCAAACCCCAAAGUUGCAUGGUACAGCAUACGAGUUACUACCGAGCAACAAGCUGCAAGAGAUUGCUGCACCAUUCUUGAAUUUGCCAUGGCUCAAUGGCAGGAUGGGCAACAAUAAAAUGAUGUACAGUGUUUAUAACUAUGUUGGUGUGGCCUGGGACAAUGAACCUCUGACUAUUGUCCACCUUGCACAAUUUCCUCUCGGGUACCAACACAAUGACGAGUCAAUGGACGAUUUAGAGUCAAUCCUGCAGACCACCUGGAUCGAGUCGUCAGCCAUGACCUCAGCGCCAGAAGUUGCACAGCCGGUUCGUUCCAAGAAGGUUAAGGCUGCACACAGCCUCCACAGGAUCAUGGAGGCUUGUCCAAACUGGUGCAAGGCCCUCGCAUACCUGCGUGUCUUUCUGAGGAUGCUUAUAUGCUGCGGUCACUCCAACAACCCUCACCUUCUCACUAAUACCAAUUAUGCAGAACACAGAUUCAAGCUCAUUUGCAAUAUCUGGCCUCAAUGUUUGGAACAUGCAAAGAUUACUUCUGAUGAUUUGGAAACAGUCGAGCCCAUGGAUUAUGUAGUUCCUCUACAACACCCAUUGGGUGAUCAGCUACUCCAUGAACAACGCUUGCAUCUUUGGGCUCAGCAACUUCUUUGGCUUGACUCAAAAGCACAGCAUUGGGACCCUCCUACAGAUGCUAACGGGUUUUAUGCCUUCUUGACUCAUCAAGCAGCAAAAGAGAUGAUUUUCCAUAUUGUGUUCAGGACAACGGCCACAAACCGUGUUCAUCUCACCAUUGCUGAUCUGGAGCCAGCAACAUUCAGACAUGCUGCCCACCUGCCAGUGGAUACUUUGGCUCUGGUGGGGUUGUGUCUCAUGAGCAUCUGGGGCAUUGCAGACGUCAUGCCACAGUAUCCCGCUGUGAGCCAAGUAUACGGUGAACUUCAUGAGACUGUUAUGAUGCUCCUCCAGCAACAUCAAGACCCUGACAUUGCUGUGUUUAUGGCUCACAUGAGAGUGCUGUGCAACAUCACAUAA